GUGUCCUGUUUCUAUGGAAACGAGGAAGUUAUUUAGAACUUGUUCAGUGAAGCUUAACCGACAAAAUAACUGAUGGAAAAGAAAGUUUUCAGCAAAAGGACUUUCUCUCCCUGCGGAUAGUCGAACAAGAAAUUGUUUGUUGGAUGAGAAAGUGCACAAUUUCGUAAAGCUGGCGCUGUUUGAAAAUUAAGCCACGUCAUGGAUUUUGGACAUAAGUUCCAAGUCAUUGUGUUUUCUUGCAUCUGUUUAUUCAGCAUAUCAUCCGCAAUACCACUGACUAAAGAUAGAGGUCAAGGGCCUGUACUAGAGUCUUUACAUUAUCCAUUUUUAAGUGGAACGUAUGACAGUUUUUUAAAUGAUAAAGAUAUUUCAUUUAAAAAGAUUUCAAAGCGGAGUACAGACUGGUCUCUAAAACUGCCUGUUUCAGUUGCAUCAAAAAGUUCUAGACAAACCGCACAAGCAAGUGAAACUGUUGAAGUAAGUUCAAGAUCUCCACAAAUAGUGCGUAGAUUCAAAAGUCAGAAGAAUUAUAAUCAACAAAAACAAGAUCAUGAAAAAGUAGAAGUAAGCUCAUCUUUAUCUCAUGAAUCACAAAAGCUACUUAAUUCUUCCUCACCACCUGAAGGUAAACCUAAGCAGGUAACACCCUCACGCGAUACCACUGAAGUAAGCGACAAACCUCUUAGAUUAGUUCGUCGAAUGAAAGCUCAAAAUGGUUCCCAGCAACUGAAACAAAGUGGUGAAAAUGUUGAAAAAUUGCAAUCUCCAAAUCCAGAGCAAUUUUCUUCGGAUGGUCGCGGUAAAGUAGUCCGUGUCCGAAAAUUUAAGAAAAAGCCUACUCGGAAGACCACUACUGCAAAAACAACCAGUACAGUAAAACCAACUUCUCCUGUACCAAAAACUGCAGCUUCAACGCCAUCAAACUAUGCUCAUAUCACUGUAAUUAAUAAGCAAGAAAGAAAUCCUAAAAAGAAUAGGAAGAACAAAAAUAAAAAGUAUACAAAUAUAUGGGUACCUACUACACCAUUCGGAGAGACAGCUAAACAAAACAGCAUAAAUUAUGUUACUAAAUUACCAGAAAUUGAAAUGAAUCCCAAUGAUUAUCAGACCUACAAGGUAAAUAAUCCUAUAAUAUAUGCUGACAGUAAGCAUAGCCCACAGCCUAACACAUUCGGCGCUGUUCCUAUUGCUAAUCAAAGACCUUCCCUAAAUGAUAAUUUUGGAAAUCGUUUUUCAGUGUCUCAAAGGCAAUCGAAAGACAUGAAAGAUUUUGGAAAUAUUUCACCGCCAGCUGAAGAAGGUAUACAGCAAGCUAACCAGAAGUUUAGUGCCGAUGGUAAUCGAAAGUUUUCAAUUCCAUUUGAAAAAUUCUGUUGCGGUUCACCCCCAAAUUUUAAUGAACAGAAGUAUAAAGCCUCUCCUGUUGUUGUAGAUAGGCCUGCUGGUCGAGUGAAACCUAAAAUGCAGCAAGUUGAACCACCUGUUACGGAGUACAGAAUAUCGACAACGACUUCUCCAGCCUCCCACACACCUUCUUCGCCAACCGAGGAAUUUGUUUUAGUCACACAGAUUCCAGAGCAAAGGUCAGGAGAUGGUCUAAUCACAAACUCUAACAGAGAAUCGAAACUCUAUACAGCAAAAGGUACUCAAAUUGCCAAUGCAACAUCUCCUUCCGUCACUAAAGCUUUAGAGAAGUCAAUGGAACCUACUCCAUUACCAAGACAUCCAGUCCAAAAUGUAAGAUUGCUGCAUCAUCAGUUACCACGACAAAGAGGAGCAAUAAAUUUGUACAAUCAACAACAUCCAUUCAUGGAUCCUUUCUUUGAUACCCCAAGAAUGGUGUCCCAAGGUCCUCCAAAUGUCUAUCAUGAGUCUCUUGGUGGGUAUCAUCAGAUUCCAAAUGGAUAUCAUCAACCAGAAAAUAGUUAUUCUUUGAUGCCAACGUCAUUGCACCUUCCAUUUUCACAGUUUUAUGCAUCAAAUGUACCCCAGAGUGAAGAAUAUAUUUUUGAACCUUAUCCAACAUCAGGAGGAUUUGCGAUGCCACCCUUCCACCAUAGUCCUCAUCUGCGAUCUCUAAGACGUUCUAUUUUAGAUUCAUAUGAAGAUUCUACAACUGCUCAUCCGACAACAGAAUUUUCUAUUCCAAAAUUCGAAAUCCCAUCAAUUGAUUUUAAUGAUAAAGGAUGUAAGACAGUUUACAAAGAAGUAAAGUCACUCCCUGCAGAUGGCGCUAAAAAAAGAAGCUCUAAGGAGACAGCGAAAGCUUUCAUAAUGUCGAGAGAAUGUUACUUUCCAGAAGGUGUACCAACAACCAAGAUACCUGGUGAGAGAAAUAAAGGAAGCCAGGCUACCACACCCACAGCUCAAGAAAUUUCCAAAACGAUUGACGAACUUUCGAGCAAUAUUGAAAGAACAUCAAAGUAAAACUUAUCCAAUAAUAACAAAAUGAGAAGAAAAUGAAUAGGCUUUCAUCUUGACUAUGUUUUCUUAAACAUCAUACAUAUUUGUAAAGUUGUAUUCCAAAAGGCAUAUUUAGAUAAUGAAUGCCUUGAAUUUUCCGGAAUUUCCAAUAUAUAUAAAAGUCAUUCUGCCGUGCUUAAAGAUAUAAUUGUUAUAAAAUUUAAUCUUAAGCUAUUUUAAAUAUGUUUUAAUUGUUUACUAAAAGAAUGAUUUACAAACUAUAUCGAAAUUGCAAUAGUUAUUACAUCCCAAUCAGCUGCGAUUAUUUUGUUAUGUUUAAUAUCCUUCUUUCGCUUAGGUCAAAAAUUAGAAACAGCAAAUAACAAAGUGAACUGCUUAUGUAUAAUUCCGGAAACAAAUAAAGGCAAAACUAAAUUAAUGAAGAAAAUAUAUACUCAUAUUACAAUCAAUUUACCUAAUGGAAACGAAUCCGUGAAACGAUUCCAGCAACUAUGAUUCCAUAAUAUUUUGCAUUAAGUGCAAAUUCGUGCUAGUCAUUACGGAGGAAUAACUAUUCCUUAAAAUUCACAUUUUUAAUCUUACGCUACAAAUGUGAUUAUAGAUAGUCCCUCUAUUUCUCAAGAAAAUUUUCAGUUUUCUCCGUGUCUUGAAUAUUUUAUAAAUACAUAAAGCUAAAUAAAAAUUAGACGGGAGCUACAAUAUUAAGAAUUUGAGAGAAAAUUUCUUGCUUCUAAGUCCAAGGCAAACAAAUAUAACAAACAUUAUCAGAAAAAUAAUUUCUCUCAUCUUCUAGCUAACAUAAUUAUUUUACUUGGAUACUUUUCAUUAAUCGGAAAACAGUUUACAUUUCUGAUGUUUAUUUCUGAUGUUUUACUACGUAUAGUUUUGUAUAUUUAAAAAAUAAAUUGUAAAAUAAGGUGUGUUUAGCUAUAUGUAAAAAUGCUUUUGUGAUAAGAAAUACUACAUUUUGUUUUUAUUGUUUGGUUUAUGGAAAAGUGUAGUGUUUUUUUAACUAAUACGUAGUAUUAUUAAAAUUUUUCAUUCUCUGUGUUUUAAUUUUAUUUCAAUGAAGAACUCACUAACUGGGAAAAUAUAAUUUGACACACUUAUUAGAUUAAGUAAGUGUUAUUUCUAGCAAUUUUAUUAGCUAAAUUUUAUAAGAAAGUAAAGUUCGAAAACAAGCCCAAGCCUUGUUAACAAGUCUAAUUGCUUAUACUAUUUCUCAGGAAAGUUAAUUAAUAUUUUGAUAUAAAAAUUAUUGAUUUCUAAAACGUGUAUUAUUAUAGAUUUAAAGGAACAUUUUAAAAUGAUUUGAAAUCAACAAAUAUCUAGCACAAAUACAUAGCUCUACCAAAUGAUUAAAGAAAAUCAAUAUUCUGAAAUCUGAAUUCGUCAGCUGUGUGAUAAUCAUCAAUAUUUUAAAUCACUAUAUGCUUAAUUCAGAAGUUAAACAAAGACAAACACAAAGAACAGCAACAGACAGAGACAAAGAACAGCAACACAUUAAUGGGACAGAAAAACAUUUUAUGAAAUGUUGCACUGCAACAGGUGUUCGAAAUUACGACAGAAAUCCUCUUGCAGGCCUGACAGCGGCGCUGCGUGUUAUUUCUUAUGUUCUAGAAGAUUUAUGGCGUGUCAUGUAUCCUCUUGGCAGCUAUAAAUAUUCGAGCGACGCGGUCUUCAACUGACGGAACGGGCUUCUCGUGCACCAUACCCUUCAUGUUACCCAGAAGAAGUCCAUAUAUGACAGGUCCGACAAUCUGGCAGGAAAAUGAACCGGGCCACCAAAACCUAUCCACCGUCUUCCAAAGUUUACGUCGAGGUGUCGACGGACAUCAGUCGUGUAGUGUGGAGAAGCGCAGUCAUGUUUGCAUCACAGGGAGCUGCGUUACGACAGAGGAACAUGUGCUGCGUCAAGAAGUUUGGGCAGGUGUGCUUGCAAGAUCAGCUAUGCCAUACCCUCCAAAGGACUGGGCAGAAGGUAUAGUCCAAUAAGGUAGUUGGGGCAAACAUUAAUCGAGAAACGCUCUUAAGCUGCACGUGUUUGCGUACUAUGAGGGUUUUUUAAAAGACCAAACAUGGGCGUUAUGCUUAUUUAAGGCUCCUUCACGUGUGAAUAAUAUGGACGCCGCAAAUGCACUGUCCGUAUCACUCUGUUGCAGAAACCAUGUAGCAAACAUCUUCCGAAAUGGAUAAUACUCAGGUUAUAAUUAUUGUGUGCGAUAAAGAUGGUAUGUGCAUAUUUGGUUUGCUGUGAGUAUCUUCCAGACCAGGGGUUCUCAACUGGUGGUACGUAAGAGAAAAAUAGGUGGUACGCAAAAAAGGCAAAGUAUUUUUAAGUAUUAGAUUCAAAAACUAAAACCCCGUCAUCCUAAUUGAGCUUUUUCUUUAACACUCGUAAAUUUUUUCGAUCUGAGCUUUGUUCUAGAGUGGUGGUGGUAGCAGUACUUUGUAUUGGUGGUAAUAAAGGUUUCGUUUAGAUGGUACACGUUAGUCAAAAGGUUGAGAACCGCUGCUCCAGACAAUGGAUUGAGAUAAACCAACUUGUCGGGCUAUCGCUCGGGUACUCAUACUUGGAUUGUCUUCGGCCAGACGUAAGACCGCCUCCUCAUCGCCAGGUGUCCUCGUCGUUUGCUGUCAGUUCAUUGUAGCUCUCGUUAAACAACCUGUCUCAUGUAAGCUUUUUUUCACUCUUGCAAAGGUCUUGUGAUGUGAAGCACGCCUGUUCAUGUAAACUUCCUGGUACAACCGCUGAGUUUCGUCCCACUACAAUCCGCAGCCCAUGCAAGAUCAUCAUGUCGAUCAGUUCAUCGUUUGAAUACUCGUUCAUCCUACUACCUCGGGAACGGAUCGCAAAUGACGACUUCCAGCAAGAUCGCUGUUCACGCAAUUUUCCGUUCAGCGCCAUCUAUCGCAAGACCGCCAGGAGGAAUCUUCCACAACAUAAGGAAUUCAAUGCAGCGCCGCUCUUAGGCCUGCCUGACGACUUCUGGUCGUAAUUUCGAACAAUUGUUGUAGUACAACCUUUCAAUAAAAUGUUUUCUGUCCCAUUAACUUGCUGCUGUUUCUGUUCUGUUUCUCUGUUUUUUUUCUCUGUCUUUUCCUGUUCUUCUUUGUACCAUAGCUCGCAAUUACAGCAUUUGCGCCCCUGCAUUCUUAUAUGAUUCCAAUUUGUCUGUGUAACCCCUACGCAACCUGCAAGUUUGUCAGUCUGGUAGCGAAUUACCCUGUAUAUAUAGAGAAAAACGUUUAGUUUGGUAUUUUGGGUUAUUUAAUUACGAGAAAACAUUCGAGGGCUAUCUGCCUAAGGGAAGGGAUGCCAUCAUGGAGGGCUUUCUAAAGGAAACUAGCUUUUAUACAGAUUGCACACGCAUGGGAAAAAUCUCGAAAACGUCCAUAUAGCCAGCUCGUUCGAAGGGAUUCGAACUCCGGACCGAACUACCAGUAUUCAGCGAC
Molecule: messenger RNA, 5880 nt
Organism: Stegodyphus dumicola
Lineage: Eukaryota; Metazoa; Arthropoda; Arachnida; Araneae; Eresidae
Source: RefSeq, a predicted model, not a curated record